Penaeus indicus is the source of this 1275-nucleotide messenger RNA. It is a transcript of the gene mRpL3, whose product is annotated as large ribosomal subunit protein uL3m-like. Bases 11 to 1126 code for a protein of 371 amino acids. NCBI's taxonomy places the organism in Eukaryota, Metazoa, Arthropoda, Malacostraca, Decapoda, Penaeidae. The transcript is spliced from 7 exons. The record is from RefSeq and is a predicted model, not a curated record. Gene Ontology annotation, molecular function: structural constituent of ribosome. Gene Ontology annotation, cellular component: mitochondrial large ribosomal subunit; ribosome. Gene Ontology annotation, biological process: translation.
GGUAAACAACAUGGCAGGCGCCGGGCUGGGACGUCCCUCGAGCAUGAACAAUUUGGUCAAUUUAUGCCGGAAAUUGACGAUUAGUGGACUCUGCAAGGAGGUUAUAAGAUCUCAGCCAAAUAUUACUCAAGUAAGAUGUAUGUCUAGAGUGAAGAAGAGGCACACAGUUCCACCCUUUUGGCACCCAAAAGUAACAAGAACGCUUUACCCUGAAGAAGUAACCCCUGAAAACCAAGCAUUUGUAAGUGAAGUCAUAUCAGAAAAGUUAUCCUCGCCUCUCCGAGCUGAGCCAUGGGAACGAGGCCAGUUUACCAAGAACUCCAUCCGAUGUGGGCUGAUUGCAAGAAAGAUUGGUAUAUACCCCAUGUGGACUAAAGAUGGAACCAGGCUUUUAACCACUUUGCUGCAGGCUACAGACAACCAUGUCGUCAAUUACAUUCCCCCCGAGGACUUGGCUGAGAAGAGCUUUCGGCCUCUAAAGUCAUCAAGGCUUGGUGCUCUUGUUGUUGGCACUCAGUCUGUCGAUCCACGAGAGAUAACAAAGGAAUACUUCAGUUUGUUCAGUGAGGUAGGAGUUCCUCCCAAAAAGAAGUUGACCAAGUUUCUCAUCACUCCUAAUGCCAAACUUGCUCCUGGAACUCCGCUGUAUGCAUCGCACUUCCAGCCUGGAGCAUACGUUGACAUCGCAGGCAUUACGAUAGAUCGGGGGUACCAAGGUGUGAUGAAGAGAUGGGGUUUCAAGGGUAUGCCAGCAUCCCAUGGCGUAACGAAGAGUCACCGCAGGGGAGGAAGCAUUGGUUCUGGUAGAGAGAAAUCCCGAGUCUGGCCGGGACAAAAGAUGCCAGGACAUAUGGGUAGAAAUCGAAGAGUUAUUAGAGGGCUGAAGAUAUGGCGCAUCAACACACACUACAAUGUCCUCUGGGUGAGUGGGCCUGCAGUACCUGGACCAACAGGUGCAUAUGUCUAUCUGUACGAUAGCAUCUUGCCUGCUCAUCAGCUCCGUCGAGAACAAAAUCCUCCACCCUUCCCAACCCUUUUCCAGGAUGAGGUUGAUAUUGAUGAAGAAUUGUUUGAUGAAAAUUUACACAAUUUUUCACAGCCAUCAAUUUCCUUUGCAGAGAAAUAAGGAGGUAAACUGAAGAAUUUUUUUUUAUAGUAAAAGGUUAAAAUGCUUUACAGUGAAUUUCAGCAUUGACCUUAUUCAAGAAUUGUAAAUUGUAAUGUAAAUAUUUCUGUACUUGUAUGUUAAAGAUUAAAAUAGAAAAUCCAAGCAAA